Nasonia vitripennis (jewel wasp) is the source of this 4560-nucleotide messenger RNA. RefSeq names its product rho GTPase-activating protein 20 (gene RhoGAP71E). Lineage: Eukaryota; Metazoa; Arthropoda; Insecta; Hymenoptera; Pteromalidae. Gene Ontology annotation, biological process: signal transduction. The record is from RefSeq and is a predicted model, not a curated record. The coding region runs from base 790 to 2397 and encodes 535 amino acids. The transcript is spliced from 10 exons. Gene Ontology annotation, molecular function: GTPase activator activity.
UUGAUCCGGGUAGCUCUCGCGGGGGCAGCUCUCUCGGAUUCGGGGAAAAAAGCUGGCAAAAAGGAAGCGAAGGGGGGGAGACCGUCGAGCGCGCUUCUUCUCGCUCUCGAAGAGCAGAGAGAACACGGGGGGCGAAGAAGAAAAAAACGACAAGCAUAUCGACGAGAAGAAGACAAUAAACAGUCGUUGGACUUGAAGUCGCGCUCGUGUUGUAAGAAUUACUAAGUAGUAAGAGAAGAGAGAAGCGCGGCUGAAGGUGUGGCUGAUGCUGCUCGAAUAGUGUGUCAAUAUAGUGUCGUGCGCGAGAGAGCUGGUCGUAGUAAGUAGGCGUUAGUCGUGGUUAUGGUGUGUGUACGCGCUGCUGCUCUCCUGUGUUAUUCAUAUACAUAUGCAAGUGCAAGUGCUGCAGUUGGUGUGUAGAGGUAUCGCAUUGUAAUAGGUUUACGCGCGCGCGCGCGCGCGAGAGCGAGGCGAUGUUUUCCCUCGAGCCGAGUAGACUCAGGUGAAGCUGCUGCAUCGCUAGCUAGCUUCCUCCUCUCCCCUGUACCGUAGUAGCGAAACAUGCAGACCGAGUUGUACGUUGCCCAGCAGCCGAGCAAUGCAGCGCUAGAAGGAGCAGCGACAACAAACGCGAGCUGCACGGGUUAACCAGGUCGUACGCACGCACGCACACUUUGACUGGCAUCAAAGCAUCGUCGUCCCGACGGCGAACCACAUGUGCCCCACACUAGCAUAGUUGAAUGACAGCUUUGCCAAAUCCAGACGAGAGAGACCACCAAUCCUGGCAUCAUGAGUAGCUGGACUGAGAGGAUGCAUCGGCGGGCAGCUACACUAGGCAAUGUUGUCACUAGCUGUGGCCAUCCCUCAUCCGUCUCACCUUACCCAAGACGUCUAGACAAAGUCAAAUUUGGAGUUCCACUCGAUGAAGUCUGCAAGAAUGACAUACCCGGCCCCUUAUUGGUCUUGAUACUGAAGCUCAAUAAAGAAGCACCGCUGCGUAAAGAUGUGUUUAGAGCUCCAGGGCACCAGGGUAACAUGAAGAAGCUCAUUCACUUUCUUCAAACUGGACGCCUAGUUAACAUGGACAACUUUAGUGUUUAUACAAUCGCUAGUGUUUUGAAAAAAUUUCUAAGAAAAAUACCUGGCGGUGUCUUUGGAAGAGAGGGAGAGCAGCAACUUUUUGAUGUAAUUCAACUGGAUAGUAUAGAGCAACAAAGGGACCAGAUACACAAACUCAUUACCUCUCUACCGAUCUACACUCAGCGCUUGCUGGUACUCUUAUUUGGAACAUUCAGGGUGGUAGCAGUAAACAGUGAAAGAGCAAGGACAGGCAUGACCAGUGAAGCUCUAGGUGUUUCAGUUGCUCCGUCUUUUUUUCAAAGUUGUGUUAGUGAUGGGAAAACUGCAAAGAUGGAGGAUGUCCUUAGGUUUAAGGUUGCCACAAGAGUAAUGAAGUUCAUGAUAGACAAUUUUGGAGUAUCAAAUUUAUUCGGAAGAGAGAACUACGAAUUUUACGCACGCAUCACUGGAAGAAUAUUGAAGGUGGAAGAAAACUGGAUAUUUAGUUUCCGCUAUCCGCCAGAUACGUUAGUGUCGCCAAUGUCCCAUCAAGAGGAAUCGCAAUCGACACCAGCAUUGAUCCAUGUACCAGAGUCCCUAGACCUCACAUCGUCGCUAGGCAUGAUUCCCGAAAACACGCUUUUAGAGAGUUACACGCGUCUUUCCGUUAGCCUCGAGGAGAACGGAUUUUUUCAAGCUUCUAGCCGUUCGUCCAGCAAUGGCAGUCAUCACUCGCGUCACGCAGGAAUGACUUUGGACGAACUCAGAGCAGUAAAUCGUUAUGCAGAGAGCACCAAGAGCCUCAGCUAUUUGCCUCAGGUACAUGAGCGACAAACCGCACGCAUGCGAACUAGAUCCGAGUGGUUUCUAACUCCCGUUGGCGAAAGAUUGGCUGCCACAGACAGCGAUCCCACAGCCAUGCACGUUCUUCGCGGCUCCAAUCGUUCUUCUUCCGGCAACAUAGCGACAGGACUGAGUGCCAGCGCCGAAUCAGUAAAGCGUCCGAGUAUACGGCGAAAUUCUUCACGGGAAAAGUCGCGCUUGCAUCGCAGCUCCUCGCGGCGUAACAAAGAGAACGGCGCCAAGAGUCGUGGAGCUUCGGAGAGCUCGAAAUCACGCUCUCUAGAGACUGUCAAGGCGAAAGGCGCGAGAGUCACGAUCGAUCAGCAACCCGCCGAGAAGAUGAUAAAAAAUAGUGAUGAGCUUAGUCAACUGGCCGAGCAGAACAACACCGGGAAUGCGCAUCAACAAUCGGACAUAGCUAUCGGUCCUCAAGACUGCACUGAGAUGGACAUUCAGACGUUUCACGUCACUCUCACCUACAAGCCGCGCAUCUAGUAAAUUACAUUCGUUAUCAUCCUAUCGAUCUAGUGCAUAUACCCUAUCUUCUUCUCUACUUCUUUUCUCGCAACUCGCGUCAAGCUCGCCUGCAGUAAACACUUCCGUCCGGCAAGCUCUAGAUCUCACUCUCUACCUAAGUAAUGUGGACACUGAUAUGUACUGAUUUCUGUUUCGGCGGACCAUGUUAUCCGAAUGAAAACUACUAAUUCAAAGUGUUGUGGUCGUCAUUUUGUGAUAAAAGCAUGAAUUUGAUCCUCCGAUCUCAAGAUGAAGAAUUUGUACGACGGAAUGUUGUUAAUGCAGUUGCGGCAAGAGUGAUAUAAAAAAACGCGUAGAUUACGUGCACUGGUACACGGCUCAUAAAAUGAAAUCCAAACUUCGUGACUCGUUUGAUAUGUAUAUUUUUAGCGGUAUGAAAUUCUUUUAUUACGAGUGCGUUCGAGUUCGAUACGACGACAUAUACUAAUGAUUUUUCGUAUUUCCAUUGCACCGUGUAAAUCGUGAAAGCAUUGGAAAGAUAUAUUUAUUAAUACGGUUGUUUUAUAUGUGAUUUUACCUUCUAAUAUUAAAGAAUUUAUAUAGAAUGUAGUGUCUCGAACAAUAAGUAGAAAACGCUUGAGAUACUGCCGAGAAAAAAUGUCGGAUUGAUAUACAAUAUAAUGUCGUUAACAUUAUUAAUAAUUUUAAUUAGCCAAAUUUCAAGAAUAGCGUAAUAAUAACGAUAAUAGCGUAUAAUCCAUCCGUUUCUAAUGCCAAAUUUCAGUGAUUUUGGGAUUAAUUGGUUAGUGUAAAUGUGAAAAAUUGCAGGCUGAUAAUUAAUCAGAAAAAAAUCGUCAUUUUUUUGAUACUUGAUUUUAUGAUACAACACUCAAAACGUUGACUUAUAAUAUGAUUUGAGAGAUGAUAACAAGAUUGAAUAGUCUGUUGAUCAGUCGAGCCAAACUGAUUCGUGUGUGUACAUAUAUAUAUCACAUAUGAUACCGCAAAUAUUCAUAUGGAUUUUAACUAUAAGCUCAUUCCACCAAUCAAUUUUUAUACUAUAUACUCUAAACGAUUGAGAAAUCAUACUAAAUCAUUCCAAGCGCAUUUAUUUGUAAGUAUAAGUCAUCAAGUUAAUGGACAUAAAUAUAAAUUUGUUUUCUUUUUAUCUUGUGUAAUUAUAAGCCGUACACAAUCUCACAGGUUUUCGGUUUCGAAAAUAAGUUAGUGGAAACGAAAGUAUUAAUAACAAUCGUUGUUAUGGCAAAAAGCCUAUAAAGUGAAAGCUCUCUACAUAGCAACAUGAAAAAAAGAAACAAUAGUUAAACAAUCACUUGCCAUUGCAUCAAGACUCUGUUCGAUAUAUAUCUCAGAUCGACGUUUGCCUUAAGCUUCUUCGAAACGAAAGAAGUAACAGCUUUGCUUCAAGAGAAGUAAAUUAUUAUUAUUAUUAUUAAGGCGUGACGUUCUAUUCGUUGACGUGUAUUGUAAAUUACGCGAGCGGCAUAAGAAGGCAUAGCCACUUUUAUUUAUCCUCCGUUUAUAUAACUCGGCAUGUCGAAAAUUCAUCUCGUUUUAUAAAGUGUUCCGUAAAAGUAUAGAGUAUUAUAUGAAAAUUUUACACAUGUGCUAUAGCUAUGUGUACAAACGUAUACAUUUACCUAAAAGCACACACGCACGAUUGUUUUCGUGUCUAAGUGUUUGAUAUUAUAAUUAUUCAGACAUUUUGAGACUAAAAACAAUGCAAUGAAUGAAUUUAUCCAUCUCGCGAUUUAAUAAUUGAAAAGUUGUCAAAACAUUACUUAGUUAAGAAACUCAAGUAUUAUUGCAUUAUAUUGCAUUGAAUACAAUUGAUUUUCGAAUAAUCUACACGCAAUUUUAAGAGUCUUUUCUUAUGCAUAUCUGGCUAUAAUGUCAAUUAGAUUCUUUAGUAUUAUUUUACUUCAGUGAAAUUCGCUAUGAAGGAAAUACCUUUUUCAACUUUGAACUUGCGUUCAAUCUAACAGAAGCUUUUUUCUACAGCACAUUUACAAGUAACUUUACAUACGAAAAUUAAAAGAGAAAAAAAAGUAAAAUAAGAAAAUAAAAACAAACACCACUUUAAACCCACCUAUCGUAACGCAACUUAAUGUAUGAAAUUAUAUGUUGUUUUUAUAAAAUAUAUCAAGUUGAUUAAACGUU